This is a messenger RNA of Didymodactylos carnosus, 4089 nucleotides long. Lineage: Eukaryota; Metazoa; Rotifera; Eurotatoria; Philodinida; Philodinidae. The record is from the annotation of a GenBank genome assembly.
AUGGUCAUGAUGGCUUACACUGGAACAACGAAUGAUCAACAACGCGCUAGAUAUCUUGAAGAUAGGAUUGCUGAUCCAAGAUCGAAUAUUUCUAUCGACAGUUUACUUGAUUCCAUAACAGCCUUAAUAUAUGAUUCAGAAGGACUAAAGAAGACAAAAAAUUUUGAAAGUUUUUACACAAAAUAUAAUGUAUCUACACGAGAUAUAAAAGAAAAACGAGUAAAUCUGGAUGAUUUUUCUAUGCUCAAAGUUAUCGGACGCGGAGCAUUUGGAGAAGUACAUCUUGUACGUAAAAAAACAUCUGGACAAAUUUUUGCAAUGAAAACAUUGAGUAAAUUCGAAAUGCUUAAGCGUUCAGAUAGUGCCUUUUUCUGGGAAGAACGUAAUAUCAUGGCAUUUUCAAACAGUGAUUGGAUCGUACAAUUACAUUAUGCAUUUCAAGAUGCAAAGAAUCUUUAUAUGAUUAUGGAUUUCAUGCCUGGUGGUGAUCUUAUUACAUUAUUAACACGAUACGAUAUCAAUGAAAAUUCGGCGAGGUUUUAUUGUGCAGAAGUUGUUUUGGCACUUGAUGCAAUACAUUCAUUAGGCUAUAUUCACAGAGAUGUUAAGCCAGAUAACAUGUUACUUGAUUCUCGCGGACAUUUAAAAUUAGCUGAUUUUGGCACUUGUGUUAAAAUGGAUAAGGAUGGAUUGGUCAGAUCCGAUACUGCUGUUGGUACACCUGAUUAUAUCUCUCCAGAAAUAUUGAAAUCGCAGAGUACAACGGGUGUAUAUGGUCGAGAGGUAGAUUGGUGGUCUGUUGGCGUAUUUUUGUAUGAAAUGCUUGUCGGUGAAACACCAUUUUAUGCUGAGUCUUUAGUUGGUACAUAUCAUAAAAUUAUGAAUCAUCGUGAAAAUCUAAUAUUUCCUGAAGAAGUUUCUCUAUCUGGAGAAGCGAAAAGUCUUAUUUGUGCGUUUUUAACAGACAGAUCAGUUCGUUUGGGAAAGAAUGGUGUAUCAGAAAUAAAAGCACAUACCUUUUUUACUCAAGCGGAAUGGACCUGGGAGACAAUAAAAAAAGCUUCGGUUCCAAUUGUACCACCUUUAACGAAUGAAGAAGACACAAGCAAUUUUGACGAAAUAGAUAAAAAUGAUGCGCCCACCGAAGAAUCAUUUUCUGUUAAUAAAACUUUUGUUGGAAAUCAACUGCCGUUUGUUGGCUUUUCAUUUUCAAAUGAACAACAACCGUUUUUGGAGAGGCGAAAUAUAAAACUUGAUUAUAAUAGUGCUGAAUUUGAACAAAAACUUCAAGAAAGUGAACGUGUCAGAACUGAAUUGGAGACUAGAUUGAGACGUUUGCAUGAUGAUUUGAAUGCUAAAUGUCAAGAUGAGAAAGUGUUAAACACAAAAAUUUUUGAAUUAGAAAGGAAAAAUGUUGUUCUUCAAACAGAAAAUAAAGAAGCUCAACGAAAACAUGAAAUGGAAAUAGAAAAUCGUCGUGCACUCGAAAUCAGUUUGGAAGAAUCACAACGGCAAUUUGAAAAUGAACGAUAUGGAAAAAAUCAAAUGGUCAAUACAAAUCGUGAAUGGACAGAAAAAAUUACAAAUCUAGAGAGACAGCUAAACGAAUCAAAUGAAAAAUUGCGAACAGAAACUGAUAUUGGUAUUCGUCUAAAGAAACAAUAUCAAGAAUUACAAAAGAGUUAUUCACAAAUCGAACGUACACAAACUGAUUUACACGAGAAAUAUCAAGAGUUAAUUGCAAUUAAACUAAAAUUGGAAAAAGAUUCGCUGAAUCAACAAACAACAAUUGAACAAGAAAAAAAUGCAAAAUAUAUGGCACUUGAUAAAAUACAUGAACUUGAAGAAAAAUGUAAUUCAAUGACAAUUGAAAUUGGAAAAUAUAAAGAAAAGGAUUCAUCACAAACAGCACAAAUAGAUGAAUUUCGACAAACAACAGCUGCUAUAGAACGAGAAAAGCUUAAUUUACAAUUUGAAAUGGAGACGAUGAGAACAAAAUUGAUCCAAGAAGAGACGUCACAAAAAAAACUCCACGAACAAUUAGGUGUUGAAAAGUUAAAACGUCCUGUGAUGCAUGUAGAUGAUGGUAAUCAUGAUACGAUUAAAGAACUUGAAAAGAAAUUGGAUUUUGAGCGUUUGUCUGUCAAGAAAGUCAAUGAAGACUUUAUUCAAACUCAGAAAAAUUUACGUAUGUUAGAAAUUGAUUAUAAACAGAUAGUUCAAAAUUAUAAUCAAUUAUCGAAUGAUUGUCAAAUAUUAAAACAAUCGUAUGAUCAAUUAUAUGAACAGAAUGAAAUCGAUCAUCAACGUCGACAACAAUACGAUAAAGAAUCUAAACAAUUACAGCAAACUUUACAAUUGUAUAUUCAAAAAGAAAAACAGUAUCAAUCUGAAAUAAUACAAAUAAGAAAAGAAAAUGAACGAUUAUUAGGGGAACAAAAACGAGCGUGGGAUGAAUAUGAGUUGAUGAAAAAUAAACUGAUUGAUUAUGAAGAACAAUUUGAAGUGGAAAGUAAAUUUUCCGUAUUAUAUCGGACACAAAUGAACGAAUUAAAAGAUGAAAUCAAUGAAUUAAACGACAAAAGUAAACAACUUUAUAAUGAAAAGAAGAAUAUUGAGGAAGAAAGAGAUAAUUUAUUAAAACAAUUGGAAUUAACAAAUGUCAAGUUAAAAACGGAAAGUUUAAAUUUAAAUUUACUUCAAGAACAAUGUGCUGAAUUUGAAAAAGAGAAAAAUAUUAUGAUUAUUGAAGUAGAAGCACUUCAUACAGAUUUCAAUGCCAGAUUAGGUGUACUCGAUUCAGAAAUCAACACAUUUCGUGAUAUGUAUAAUAAAGGACAACAUGAACUUGAACAAUCAAUUAAAGAUCGAGAGAAUCUAAAUUCAAAAUUUAAAACCGCUAUUGAUCAAGUACAUGAUUUAGAACAUCAAGUAAUUGAAUUAAGAAAAAAAGUUCAAGAUGAAAAAACAAAAACAGAAGCUGCUGUGAAAAAACUACAAGAAAUUGUUACAAAUCCCUUGCAAAAGAAUCCAUUUUUACCAAAUCCUAAAGCUGGCCGUCGACAAGAUCGUGAUCACAAUGAACGAAAUCAUGCCAGACGUCUUGAACAAGAAAUGCAAGCGGAACGUAACAAAUAUAAAAAAUUACAAAGUGAGAAAGAAGAAGAAAUAUCAGUAUUGAAUGAUGAUAUAACAAAACUGAAACGUGAAUUGGAUUUGCGACGUGAUGAUAUAGAAAAAUUAAAACGACAAUUAGAAUUACGUGGCAGUAUUGAUAAUGUGUCAUUAACAAGUGAAGAAUUUGAAGAUGAAACAAAAGAUCGAUUGGAAAGUUGGGUUCAGAUACCAACAAGAAACAUUCGUCGUGGUGGUUGGAAACGACAAUUUGCUGUUAUUGCUAAAAAUAAGUUGUUGCUUUAUAAUUCAGAAAAAGAUCAACAAGCUGCACUUUCAAUUGAUAUGGAAAAAUUAUAUCAUGUACGCGCUGUUACACAAGGUGAUGUAAUUCGCGUUGAUGCAAAUCUUAUUCCAAAAAUAUUUCAAGUACUUUAUGAUAGUGAAGGACAGACAUUGCUUAAUUCGACUUCAAUAUCAGGCUCAAAUGCACCGUCACAGGAUCAAAUUCGUGGUGGUAGUGGUGAAAGUAUUGAAUAUAAAGGACAUAAUUUUGUUGUUGUUGCCUAUCGUAUGCCCACAAAUUGUGAAACAUGUAAUCGUCCAUGUUACCAUUUAAUUAGUCCACCACCUUGUCUAGAAUGUACAAGGUGUCAUGUUCGAUGUCAUAAACAACAUUAUGAUGAUAAAGAAGAAUUUAUUCAACCUUGUCGAGUAAACGACAAGUUAUCCGUAAAAGAACUUUUAGUUAUGUGUUCUUCAGAAGGAGAACAAAAACUAUGGAUCACAAAAUUAAGCAGAAAAAUACCUCGUCGUGGUAUCUCCUCACAUGAUCAAUCAGGUUCUUCCAGGACAAGUUCAACAUCAUUUCGUUCACCUAAUACAAGUAUCAGUUCCUCAGCAUCAAAUUUAUUUAAUCAAUCUGGUCAAUCAUCCAAACAAAAAUCAUCAACAUUACCUGCUCGUCCCAAAUAA